GAAUGCUCCAUACUGUCGCUUUGCAAGUGCUAGCAAAGAUGGUGACAGUCGCACAUGGGACAUUUCUUUGAGGAGAUGUGUUAUUUGUAUUAGUGACCACACACAAGCAGUAACUCACGUGGAAUGGGGCUGAUAAAAAAAACUUGUGUGAAAUGGGUGGGGAGGGAAUGAUAUAUACAGGCUCUCAGGAAGUACCAUUGAAGUCUGGGAAACUACUCAAGGGAAGCUAAUUUGUGAAUUGAAGGGUCAUGGGCGUUGGGUCAAUUCCAUUGCAUUGAGCACUACUGAAUAUGUUCUUCAAACUGGAGCUUUUGAUCAUACUGGGAGACAAUAUUCUUCUCCAGAGGAAAUGCAAAAGGUAGCUUGCUGUUGGGUUUAAUUAUUGCAUUAGUUAUACUUAUCUCAGUGCAAUUACUCUUAUAAUUAUCAGCUGCAAAAGAACAUGUACAGAUCAGAUUAUUUGAGCAACUUAUUCUAACUUAUGUUUCUACCAUGAUUGCUGCUGUUGAAUAUCACAGAAUGAUGUGAAAAAUGUCCAUUGCCCAUGUAUCUGGAUUUACUUUCCCUGUGAUUUUAUCCAAACUGUAUUUCAAGCACUAGUCACGUUCUUUUAACUGGGUUUCCAUUGAUCUCUUACUCAGGAUUGCUACAAAAUGUUCAGGUUUCAGCUUCAUAUGAGCUACUGUUACAUACUUGACUACUGUCCACUAGCCUUUCUGCAAAAUAGAUCUUUUUGUUAUGUUCUUUUCAAGAUCCUUGCUGAGAGUUCAGAGGCCUCCUACUUUCCUCUGCAAAAGUGAUUAUCUUUUCUUGCAGUUAUUGUAUGCAGGUUGCUCUAGAAAAGGACAACAAAAUGAAAGGCAAUUCCCCUGAAAGAUUGGUUUCAGGAUCUGAUGAUUUUACCAUGUUUCUAUGGAAGCGUGCUGAUGACAACAAUCCCAAACUCAUGACAGGUCAUCAACAGGUAAAAAUUAUAUGAUUGUGACUUUUUCGUCUGAUUGUAAUCUCCUCCGUCCCCUUUUUUUGAUUUUAGGUUGCAGACAGAAAGUGAUUUUCUCCUAUCCAUUUACCCACCCAACUCACCAUGACUGAGGAUCUAUUAACUGGGCCACUUAGGUCACUGCUUGUAAACCAUGUUUGUUUCUCACCUGAUGGACAAUGGAUCGCUAGUGCCUCUUUUGAUAAAUCAGUCAAAUUAUCUAAUGGUACUGCUGGGGAAUCUAUUACUACAUUUCAUGGUCAUGUUGGGCCUGUUUAUCAAAUGAGCUGGUCUGCAGACGGUAGGCUUCUUCUAAGUGGGAGCAAAGACUCCUCCUUGAAGGUAUGGGAUAUACGAACAUGAAAAUUAAAACAAGACCUUCCAGGCCAUGCAGAUGAGGUGUAUGCUGUUGAUUGGAGUCUAGAUGGUGAGAAGGUUGCAUCUGGUGGUAAGGAUAGAGUAUGGAAGUUAUGGAUGGGCUAAAAAAUAACUUGAAGAGACAAAGGUGAAAAUGACAUUGAAGUUAUAGAAUGAUGAACGCAGUGGCUUCCAUCACCAACCAAAUAUCUGAUUUUGAUUUCAUUAAGCGAAGUAUAUUUUAAGUGCAUGUGGAAUAAGAAAAGAAAUGGGUUGAGAUUGGAGGGAAGGUCCUGAUUGCCAAUAUUGCUUAGGGAUGGCAUUGUAGAGCCAUGCAAGGUUUUUAUCAUAGGAACAAAGAUUUAGAAAAUAUUCCUUCUCACAGGUUGGGAUAGAUUGAAUGGAAUGAUGUCAAUUUUUUUUCCUGUAAAAUUUU
Messenger RNA from Rubroshorea leprosula, 1772 nucleotides. Lineage: Eukaryota; Viridiplantae; Streptophyta; Magnoliopsida; Malvales; Dipterocarpaceae. The record is from the annotation of a GenBank genome assembly.